UCUCUAGCUGUAGUGUCGGUAGCGUACCGAGAGCGUUCGGUCGUUCAGUUGGUUCAGUGCAGUGACAAAUUCCGAGUGUGUCUGCUACCUUAGCUGCAGCGCCUGCUGGUGAAGUCACGAGCGCUGCGUUAACGUUCCUACCGUUUGCUCUGUCAUUUCGCACUUCCCGCGAGAGAUGCCGCCUAACAGGAAUCCGCCAAUCAAGUACACGCAGCUCUUCAUAAACAAUGAGUUUGUCAACAGUGUCAGUGGUAAAACAUUCCCAGUGUUAAAUCCAACCACUGGUGCAGUAAUUGUGGAUGUUCAAGAAGGUGACAAGUUGGAUGUAGACAAGGCAGUUCAAGCAGCAAGACAAGCUUUCAAGCUCGGCUCAACAUGGCGAACAAUGGAUGCCUCAAGGAGGGGCCUGUUGCUAAACAAGUUUGCUGACCUGCUACAGCGUGAUAAGGAGUAUUUGGCUAGCCUUGAAGUGCUAAACAAUGGGAAACCCUAUGUAGAGGCACUCUUUGACAUUGACUGUUCUAUUGACUGCAUUCGUUACUACGCUGGUUGGAGUGACAAAAUUCAUGGGAAGACUAUACCAAUUGAUGGAAACCACAUCAGCUUUACACGGCAUGAACCAAUUGGAGUAUGUGGCCAGAUUAUUCCUUGGAACUACCCUGUGCUAAUGGCCUGCUGGAAGCUGGGGCCUGCCCUGUGCACUGGCAAUGUUGUGAUUCUCAAGCCUGCUGAGCAGACACCACUAACUGCACUGUACUGUGCCAGCCUCAUCAAAGAGGCUGGCUUUCCACCAGGUGUUGUCAAUGUGAUUCCAGGUUAUGGUCCAACGGCAGGAGGUGCCAUAGCCAGCCACCCUCAUGUGGAUAAGGUUGCCUUCACUGGAUCCACUGAGGUGGGAAAACUCAUCCAAGAAGCAGCAGGAAAAUCAAACACCAAGCGAGUCACUCUGGAAAUGGGUGGGAAAAGUCCAUUGGUUAUCUUUGAUGAUGCUGAUUUGGACCAGGCUGUCGAGAUUGCUCAUGGAGCAGUGUUUGCCAAUAUGGGACAGUGCUGCUGUGCUGGCACUAGAACGUUUGUACAAGAAGGCAUCUACAAGGACUUUGUGGCAAAGGCCAAGCAGCUAGCCAAGCAACGCGUUGUUGGUGACCCAUUUGAUGAGAAAACUGUGCAAGGUCCUCAGAUUGACAAAGAGCAGUACACCAAGAUAUUGGAUCUAAUGAAGUCAGGCAAGGAGCAAGGAGCCAAGGUGGAGUGUGGUGGAGAUGCUGUGCCAGGAAGCAAGGGACUGUUCAUCCAGCCAACAGUGUUUUCAGAUGUGCAAGAUCAUAUGCGUAUUGCAAAGGAGGAAAUUUUUGGACCUGUUCAGCAGAUCCUGAAGUUCAAAACACUUGAGGAAGUGAUUGAGCGCUGCAACAACACUACCUAUGGACUUGGCUCUGGAGUUCUGACCAAAGACAUUGACAAGGCCAUGAUGUUUGCUCAGGGUGUUCAAGCUGGCUCUGUUUGGAUCAACUGCUAUGAUGCGACAACACCACAGACCCCGUUUGGUGGCUUCAAGAUGUCUGGACAAGGCCGUGAGCUUGGAUAUGCUGGAAUCAAUGAAUAUGUUGAAAUAAAAACGAUUACAAUGCAGGUACCGCAGAAAAAUUCGUAACCUUUCAAGCAGUGAGCAGCUCCUAUGGUUUUUGUACAACGAAAUUGAUCCAACAUACAAAGGUGUUCCUUCAAAGUCACAAGAAAUUUUUUGUUGAUGUUCAUCGUAAAGACUUCAUCUAGGUCAGCAUACUUGCGCUGAUCUUGGUAGUCAAGUUUUGCUGUAUGUGUGUUUCUGCCAGUUUGUAAUUUUUGAAUAAAUGUGAAUGCCUGUUCUGGCUAGGC
Rhipicephalus sanguineus (brown dog tick) is the source of this 1878-nucleotide messenger RNA. Its product is annotated as aldehyde dehydrogenase, mitochondrial. The record is from RefSeq and is a predicted model, not a curated record. The transcript is spliced from 12 exons. Gene Ontology annotation, molecular function: aldehyde dehydrogenase (NAD+) activity. The coding region runs from base 176 to 1654 and encodes 492 amino acids. Lineage: Eukaryota; Metazoa; Arthropoda; Arachnida; Ixodida; Ixodidae.